Molecule: messenger RNA, 613 nt
Organism: Cydia pomonella (codling moth)
Lineage: Eukaryota; Metazoa; Arthropoda; Insecta; Lepidoptera; Tortricidae
Exons: 3
Coding region: 73-438 (121 amino acids)
Source: RefSeq, a predicted model, not a curated record
UAGCGAGGCUUUGGUCUGCUUGUGGUGUACAAAGUCGAGUCUCUCCAGCGCGCCCUCCCCGCCGCCGCCGCCAUGUCGCCGCUCGCCCGCUCGCUGCUCGCGCUCGCCGCGCUGCUCGCCGCCGCCGACGCCCAGGGACAAUGCACGACGAAAACUGUCGGUCAAGUAACAAAUCAUCCUGUAUAUAUAGGUCCCGUACAUAUUGAUCCCCCGGCGGAAGAGGUGGACAUUGAUGAUGGUGCUUGCGGGCCAUAUAGGAAGGCGGUUGGUGAAAAGAUAGUGUGUUGCAACACCAGUUUAUACCCCAAUUAUCCUCCACCCAACAUCGACGGACCAUACUACCCUCCCUAUUUGUCACCCUUCACUGUUUCCGUUGUUGAUCCUAGGGGAUGUGACUGUCACAUCACCCAGUACUGUCCUGGUAGUUAUAAAAAUUGAAACGUUCUCGUGUUGAAUUAUUAUUGAAUACUGUGGCUAUUAGCAAACGAACACUACGAGUACUUAUGUUCACUUAUGAAUUGUUUUGUGUUAAUACAACGUGCACUAGCUGUUUGAAUAAAGAAUAUUUUGAAUAAUAUUUAACCUUCAUAUUAUAAAUAAAGAUUAUAUUGCA